This is a messenger RNA of Callorhinchus milii (elephant shark), 1720 nucleotides long. RefSeq names its product solute carrier family 18 member B1 (gene slc18b1). Bases 25 to 1416 code for a protein of 463 amino acids. The record is from RefSeq and is a predicted model, not a curated record. Gene Ontology annotation, molecular function: transmembrane transporter activity. Gene Ontology annotation, biological process: transmembrane transport. Lineage: Eukaryota; Metazoa; Chordata; Chondrichthyes; Chimaeriformes; Callorhinchidae. The transcript has 14 exons.
GAGGGCAGGGCAGGGCAGGGCGGGAUGAGCGCGGCGGCGGCAGAGGAGACCCGGGCACUGCUCGUCUCUGCAGAUUACAGCACAAUCCAAGGUUCAAGUGAUUUGCAGCAUGAAAACCCAAGAGAGUCAACAAAGAUGACGAGAUAUCAAAUAUUCACAUUAGUAUCAUCUGCAUCAGUGAACUUUAGUUCUAUGAUUUGCUAUUCUAUUUUGGGACCUUUCUUUCCGAAGGAGGCAGAAAAUAAAGGCGUCAGUGACACCAUUGUUGGAAUGAUUUUUGGAUGUUUUGCAUUCUUUAACCUUGUAUCUUCACUGAUAUUAGGAAAAUAUAUUGUGCAAAUUGGAGCAAAAUUCCUCUUUGUGGUUGGUAUGCUUGUGUCUGGCUGCUGCACCAUUCUUUUUGGUUUAUUGAAUCGAGCUCCUGAUGGAGGUAUCUUUAUUGCACUGUGUUUCAUAAUAAGAUCAGUUGAUGCUAUUGGAUUUGCUGGGUCCAUGACUGCUUCGUUUUCAAUUCUUGCGAGGGCUUUCCCAGAAAAUGUUGCCACAGUUAUGGGAUGCAUGGAAAUAUUCAGUGGACUUGGUCUAGUGCUGGGACCACCAUUUGGAGGUUUUUUGUACCAGUCGUUUGGAUAUGAAGUUCCUUUCAUCGUACUUGGAUGUCUUGUUCUUUUAAUGGUGCCUUUAAACAUAUGGAUUUUACCAAGCUAUGAUGGAAUUCGUAGCACCAAGGCCUUUUGGACACUACUUGCACUUCCCAAAGUGUUUUUUGUAGUACUGAUUAUAUUUUCUAUAAGUUCAUGCAUUGGGUUUCUGGAUCCCACCAUGUCCCUGUUUGUUAUUGCAAAGUUCAACUUUCCAGUUGGUCGUGUGGGAUUGGUAUAUGUGGGCUUUGCUUUGUCGUAUGCGCUCUCUUCUCCUUUACUUGGAUUUGUCAGUGACCGAAUACCAAGAGCCAGGAAGUGGCUAAUAGUAAUAGGAAGUUGGUUAACAUCUAUCAGUUUUCUAUUUUUGGGACCAAUACCUAUUUUUCAUAUCAAGAGUGAGAUCUGGAUGUUUAUUUCCAUGCUAAUCCUCACUGGGUUUUCACUUGGCAUGUGCGGUAUUCCAACGUUUCCAGAAAUCAUCAACUGUGCCUAUGAGAAUGGCUUUGAAGAAGGACUGGGUACUUUAGGUUUGGUGUCUGGAAUCUUUGGAGCAUUUUGGUCUCUGGGAACAUUUAUUGGUCCGACCCUGGGUGGAUUCCUAUAUGAAAAGUUUGAUUUUGAAUGGGCUGCAGCUAUACAAGGAAGUUUACCAUUUGUUUCUGGUAUGUUGAUGGGUUUGUACUUCAUAGUGGAAAUGUUACAGAGAAGGAGGAGGUCUUGUUCCCGAAUUGAGAAUUGCACAGCCGAAGAAAGCAAACAACUACUGAAAUAAGUCGUUUUAAGAAACUACAGUUGUUUUGUAACCAGUCUUUGGAAACCUACAAAGGGGGAAAAAAAUUUUUAACAGACUUUUCAGAUGAACCACAUAUUAUGUACUUGGAAAUGAUUUACUUAAUGUUAAAGUGCUUUAUAUUCAGAAGUGGUAUUAAUUUAAUUCACUUGAUGUAUAUAAAAGAUGUACAAUUUAGUUGCUCACCAAAUGUAAUAUGGCAAAUAGGUUUUGCAUUAAACUGUUUUGUGCCACAAUAUCCUCCUACUGUACACAGAAUACAUUAAAGGUACAAGUAUAUAAUGAA